This is a messenger RNA of Fulvia fulva, 1050 nucleotides long. RefSeq lists its product as uncharacterized. NCBI's taxonomy places the organism in Eukaryota, Fungi, Ascomycota, Dothideomycetes, Mycosphaerellales, Mycosphaerellaceae. The coding region runs from base 1 to 1050 and encodes 349 amino acids. The transcript has a single exon. The record is from RefSeq and is a predicted model, not a curated record.
AUGGACAACCCCACGAGCCAGAUCAGUGCAACCACUGCCGGCUCCAGUGCUGCGAGCUAUGUCCAUAACCUUGGCGACAGCAAUGAUUUCGCCGAUCUCAUGGAUCACAACUUCUUCAACAGGGAAGGUGUCAUCAUCUUGAGGCCUGGAAAAGGCCCUGUCCUCAAGAGCUACACAGUACCAAGAGCACUUCUGAAGCAUCGCUGCCCUGCCUUCAAGUCAGGCAUCCUUCCGGAAGAUGACGAUAUCUUUGUUUUCAAGAAUCACUCUGUAACAGCAGUCGAAGCGUUCUACUACUGGCUCAUCCGUGAUCGCUUGCCUGAUCGUAUCUCCAAGCCCCAGUCAUCAGACGACGACACAGAACAGGAGAAUGCCGAAGGCGACAACACAGAUGCCGAACGUGGAGCCGUGAAAGACACAAAAGGCGACAGCACAGAGGUCGAUAAGUCAGAGGCUGGUGAAGCAGAGGACGGUGAAUCAGGAAGCGAUAGCUCAGAUGACGAUUAUUACAAGGACCCGACUGAAUUCGGACUUUGGCUGAGCGCCUGGCUGAUAUUCCAGGAAUUCUACGUCAUAGUGCCUCAGAAUCUGGUCAUGAAAAGACUGUGUCGGCUCGUGGUGAGCUGCCGCUCUCGAGGCGAUCAAGCAUUCAACGAAAACGACAUUGCCCUGGCAUACUUCCAUCUGAGACGCAUGCAGGAAUACCCUAAUUCCGCCGGCUAUAAGAUUCUGCUCCAGUUCAUCAAUGACGCUUUGCUAAUCGAGAUGUGUCGCGACCCGUACGGCGAGUGGUUGGGAUUGGUUCAGCAUCAUCCCGCUCAGACAAAGCUCAUGCGCAGGACGGUCGAUGUGUUGUCUCAGAGAGCUGCGAGUCCAGAGGAGUCGAGCAUUGAUGUUCUCACUGACAAAGUGGAAGAGUACAAUCUCGGGAAAGUGGUUGUGGACGAACAGGAUGGACCAUCGACUCUUCCCAACAUUGGUGCAGAUUUGAGAUUCGAGCAGCAUGACUGGGAACGGGGUGGUGGAACUUGGCUGCUUGAGUACCAUUAG